Molecule: messenger RNA, 5795 nt
Organism: Carlito syrichta (Philippine tarsier)
Lineage: Eukaryota; Metazoa; Chordata; Mammalia; Primates; Tarsiidae
Gene: MTMR3
Product: myotubularin related protein 3
Exons: 19
Coding region: 135-3734 (1199 amino acids)
Biological process (GO): regulation of autophagy; dephosphorylation
Molecular function (GO): phosphatidylinositol-3,5-bisphosphate 3-phosphatase activity; metal ion binding; phosphatidylinositol-3-phosphate phosphatase activity
Source: RefSeq, a predicted model, not a curated record
GAUUUCCUUGUGAAACCUUCUAGGAGAAAAAAUUUGGGGACAAACUCAUUUGAUCCCAACAUAAAAGAAAGAAGAGCCUUGUCAGAUACUGAAGAAAGGACGAGGAUUUUUCCUCCUAAUCUGGGCCUCCUGUCAUGGAUGAAGAGACUCGGCACAGCCUUGAGUGCAUCCAGGCCAAUCAGAUCUUUCCCAGGAAGCAGCUGAUCCGGGAGGAUGAGAAUCUUCAGGUUCCUUUCCUUGAACUUCAUGGAGAGAGCACUGAGUAUGUGGGCCGUGCUGAGGAUGCCAUCAUUGCCCUUUCUAAUUACAGACUUCACAUCAAGUUCAAGGAGUCUCUUGUUAAUGUUCCAUUACAGCUUAUAGAAAGUGUUGAAUGCCGAGAUAUAUUUCAGCUUCAUUUGACUUGCAAAGACUGCAAAGUUAUCAGGUGUCAGUUCUCAACCUUUGAGCAGUGUCAAGAGUGGCUGAAGAGACUGAACAAUGCAAUUCGACCACCUGCUAAAAUAGAAGAUCUCUUCUCAUUUGCAUACCAUGCUUGGUGCAUGGAAGUCUAUGCCAGUGAAAAAGAGCAACAUGGAGACCUGUGCAGACCAGGGGAGCAUGUAACGUCAAGGUUUAAAAAUGAGGUAGAGAGGAUGAGUUUUGAUAUGAACAACGCCUGGAGGAUUUCCAACAUCAAUGAGAAGUACAGGUUAUGUGGUAGCUAUCCCCAGGAGCUCAUAGUGCCUGUCUGGAUCACUGACAAAGAACUGGAAAGUGUAGCAAGCUUCAGGUCCUGGAAGCGCAUCCCUGCUGUUGUCUAUAGGCACCAGAGCAACGGAGCUGUCAUUGCCCGCUGUGGACAGCCGGAGGUUAGCUGGUGGGGCUGGCGAAAUGCAGAUGAUGAGCACCUCGUGCAGUCGGUAGCCAAAGCUUGUGCCUCUGACUCCCGAUCGAGUGGCAGCAAGCUGUCCACUAGGAACAGUUCUCGAGACUUUCCCAAUGGGGGAGACCUUUCUGAUGUGGAGUUUGAUUCUUCUCUGUCAAAUGCUUCAGGAGCAGAGAAUUUAGCCAUCCAACCACAGAAGCUUUUGAUCUUGGAUGCACGCUCCUAUGCAGCAGCUGUGGCAAACCGAGCCAAAGGAGGAGGCUGUGAAUGCCCAGAGUAUUACCCGAACUGUGAAGUUGUGUUCAUGGGGAUGGCAAACAUUCAUUCUAUUCGGAGGAGUUUUCAGUCUCUGCGGUUGCUGUGCACUCAGAUGCCAGAUCCGGGAAAUUGGCUCUCAGCACUUGAAAGCACAAAGUGGCUCCAUCACCUGUCUGUACUUCUGAAAUCAGCACUUCUGGUAGUGCAUGCUGUGGAUCGUGAUCAGCGACCUGUGCUAGUGCACUGUUCAGAUGGUUGGGACCGUACCCCCCAGAUUGUGGCACUGGCUAAACUCUUGCUGGAUCCUUAUUACCGAACUGUAGAGGGUUUCCAGGUCCUCGUGGAGAUGGAGUGGCUGGAUUUUGGUCAUAAAUUUGCUGAUCGCUGUGGUCAUGGGGAGAACUCGGAUGAUCUGAAUGAGCGCUGCCCAGUGUUUCUGCAGUGGCUUGACUGUGUUCAUCAGCUUCAGAGGCAAUUUCCUUGCUCUUUUGAGUUCAAUGAAGCAUUCCUUGUGAAACUGGUACAGCAUACCUAUUCCUGCCUCUUUGGAACAUUCCUGUGCAACAACGCCAAGGAGAGAGGGGAAAAGCAUACUCAGGAACGGACAUGUUCUGUGUGGUCACUUCUUCGGGCGGGCAACAAGGCUUUCAAAAACCUGCUGUAUUCCUCCCAGUCAGAAGCCGUGCUGUACCCUGUGUGCCAUGUGCGCAACCUGAUGCUGUGGAGUGCAGUGUAUCUGCCCUGCCCAUCCCCGUCCACCCCUGUAGACGAUAGCUGUGCACCAUACCCAGCCCCAGGCACCAGCCCUGAUGAUCCUCCCCUGAGCCGGCUACCAAAGACUAGAUCAUUUGACAAUCUGACCACAGCUUGCGACAACGCAGUGCCUCUGGCUAGCCGGCGUAGCAGUGACCCCAGCCUGAAUGAGAAGUGGCAGGAGCACCGGCGUUCACUAGAGCUGAGCAGCCUGGCUGGCCCUGGAGAGGAGCCUCUUUCUGUUGACAGCCUGGGAAAGCCCACCAGAGUGCCAGGGGGCGCCGAACUUUCUGUUGCAGCUGGAGUGGCCGAGGGGCAGAUGGAAAACAUUUUGCAAGAAGCCACCAAAGAGGAGAGUGGUGUAGAGGAGCCGGCCCAGAGGGGGGACAUUGAGAUCCAAGAGGUCAAAGAGGAGGCUCUAUUAGAAAAGGAGAGCAGGAGGAAAAUGCCUGAGGUCUCAGCCAUCAGACUUCACCAAGAUCCAGAACUGGGUGAUGCUGCUCUGAGGAACCAUCCGGGAGCAAGCUUGUCUCUUUUCUCACAGAGUAUUCCUGAACAGCAGGGUGACAGUGUUCUCAGUUCUCUCCAGGCUCUCCCUGGGACAGAGGAGUCCCAGGAGAUCCCUAUGGAGCAUCUUCGAAUAGGCGAGCUCACAGAGGAAAGGGAGAAAGUUCUUUCAAUCCCAGGAGAUGCAAAAGUUGGUUAUGGUACCUCACAGUCACAUUCUCUGCUAACUUCCCAAGUCCCAUUUGAGACCAGAGGACCAAACGUGGACAGUUCCAUGGACUUGUUAAUGGAAGAUAAGGUGAAGUCAGAAAGUGGGCCCCAAGAUCAUCAUAGGCCUUGCCUGAUGAAUAGUGGCAGACUCAGUGGCAAGGACACGCUCCCCCAAACCAUGGAGUCCAGCCCUUCAGAAAGGAACUUGGUGGAGAGGCCCCAAAUGGGGUCUGUGAUGCACAGGACUUCCCCUGGCAGCACUCUCAGCCCAACACGUUCCCCUUGUGCCUUGCCUUUAGCCGAAUGUAAAGAGGGACUUGUUUGCAACGGUGUCCCAGAGACUGGAAACAAGGCCUCAGAGCAACCCCCAGGGCUUAGCACUCUCCAGAAGUAUCCCACACCCAACGGGCACUGCACCAAUGGAGAAACUGGUAGGAGCAAGGACUCACUAAGCCGCCAGCUGUCUGCUAUAAGCUGCAGUUCUGCCCACUUACACUCAAGGAACUUGCACCACAAGUGGCUGCACAGCCACUCAGGGAGGCCAUCUGUGACUAGCAGCCCUGACCAGCCUUCUCGCAGCCACCUGGACGAUGAUGGCAUGCCUGUAUACACAGACACAAUCCAACAGCGCCUGCGUCAGAUUGAGUCAGGCCACCAGCAGGAAGUGGAGACCCUGAAGAAACAAGUCCAGGAGCUGAAGAGUCGCCUGGAGAGCCAGUACCUGACCAGCUCCCUACGUUUCAAUGGGGACUUUGGGGAUGAAGUGACUUCAAUCCCUGACUCGGAAAGCAAUCUGGAUCAGAACUGUUUGUCUCGCUGCAGCACAGAGAUUUUCUCUGAAGCCAGCUGGGAGCAGGUGGAUAAACAGGACACGGAGAUGACCCGUUGGCUCCCUGACCACCUGGCUGCCCACUGCUACGCGUGUGACAGUGCCUUCUGGCUCGCCAGUAGGAAGCACCACUGCAGGAAUUGUGGGAAUGUAUUCUGCUCCAGUUGUUGUAACCAGAAGGUUCCGGUUCCCAGCCAGCAGCUCUUUGAACCCAGUCGAGUGUGCAAGUCUUGCUAUAGCAGCCUACAUCCCACGAGCUCCAGCAUUGACCUUGAACUGGAUAAACCCAUUGCUGCCACUUCAAACUGAAGCUCAGUGACCUGGGGUGGGCAGAGGCCAAGCCGCUUUUCCUCCGGUGGGCCCACACAGCCAGACCGAGAGGCCCGUGCACUUUGGAAUGGGGGCAUGGAACCGCCUGUACAGAGUGACAGAAAUUUGGGAUGUACCACUGGAUUGUAGAUGGAUUUUUUUUUUCUGUUUCCUGUCUGUCCCCAUUUCCCCCCAACCUUUUCCAUCCUUUCUCUCUGCCUUCAAAAAAGAAAAAAGUCCCCUGGUUGUCUUAAUUUUUUUUUUUUUUAAUGAAGACUAGAGGUUGCCAGGCCCCCUAUAACUGCAGAACCACCUGCUGUCAGGUGACGCUGAGGGGUGGCUUGGUUCUUCCUUGUGAGUGGAGGCCGGUCAGAGCCAGGAGUAGAGAUCUGAGACAGUGAGAGGAAAGAAAGCCAGUGCUAACAUUUGUGACCAUUCCGCACACCAUCGCCACAUAGGACUGGUUGGGAAUUGUUUGCUGCUGGGGAGGCUGGAAGCACUGCCUUAAGUGCUCUCUUACUCCUGAGAGGAGCUGGGCCAGUCCCACCUCAUAGAUGGAUAGAUGGGGCUGGUGUUUGGAGGGAGGGUCACGCCUCAGGGCCCUCUUUGGGGAAGGCAGAUGUAUGUUCUUAUGAGGCAGAUGAGAGGGGCUGGGAAUGGGUGGCCAGCAUGUUGUCCCCAUUGGAUUCCAUUUUUAACUUGACCCAGAUUGUCUUGAGCUCCCUUCACUUUCAGAGGGCUACCUCCCUGGGCCAGGCUGUGUAGUGCUUCCCACCCUCAGGCAUAAGAAUGCAGACUGGCCAAAAUGCAGUGUCCUGCUGCUGUGGCCAAGGCCAAAGCCUGCCCUGAGGCCCCGGGCAUAUAUGGGUCCCCUUUCCAGGGCCUGGUUCCCCAAACAAUCUCUUUCCCUCUGCUAGCACAGGGAAAUCCAGACUCAGGGUUCCAAAAAUUCCCCAUUCCCAAACCAAACAAAUCAUGGAUCUCCCCCUUAAGGGGUAGAAUCAGCCUUUAGAGUUACAAGCCUCUGGAAAGGGAGCAGAUCCCCAUACAAUCAGCCUUCCUCUUCUUUCCCUUCUUGGAACAGCAAGAAGGGCCAAGCAGUCCCCCUUUCCUGCUCCUGGCCGUCUGGGCACUUGUCUGGCUGCUGGCCAGCAGUGAAGAGCCACUAGAUAACUCUGCAGGGUUCCUUAGAGAAGUGACAUGGCCUAGAGGAGAUUCAUGGCACCUUUCCUCAGUGAGCUUUGAUAUGGUCCAAAAAGAGCCUUAAAUCAAGACUAUUUGUGGUAGAGAUGGGUGUGGGGAAGGAUGGAGAAGAGUUUAGGUUUGUGCUUUGUAAUCUUGGCAUCCGUGUUUUGUGCCUGCCCUCCCUCUCGGGGAAGGGCCAUGCUUGGCUCUGCUGAAAGCUGCUAACUGGUGACAGGGUGGAUCAUGGUGAGAAGUGGGGAUAAGGUCAGGGGAAGGCUUAAGCUCUGAUCCUGCUCUGUAUUCCACUUCCCCUUUAGAAGUAGUUUCCUGGUCAAGGGCAAGCUGUGUCUCAGGAAGGUGGCUCCUGUGUGCCUGAGUGUGGUUAAGGCAUGGUCCAAAAGCCUUCCCUGGUGGUCAGUCCAGGCAAAGCCCAGAGCGUCUGAGUGUCUUUGACUUCCAGCGGCAUCAGGUUGCUCAGAGUUUGAGUUCAGUGAAACAGGGUGUAGUUCUUUUCCACACUCUGUGUGGUCUGGUCGUGCAGGUAGGAAAAAGUCAGUCUAAGUGAAGAUUGUGCAGUUCCUAGUGACAGGUGCCAAGAGGUUAUGAUACGGGUUUCUUGGGUCUGAUGUACAGUGUGAAUAAUGCUUGCAGCUCUUAGCCCUUUUUGAUCAAUGAAGCACUUUUUUAUUAAUAUUUUCCUUUGUAUGUAAAGGAGGAACCAUAACUCUCUGUAGCUGUACAUAUAACCCUUUUCUCCUAAAGAGGAGUCAGUCAAUGCUCCUAUAUUUUUCAUUUUUUGUCAAAGCAAGAAGUAAAUACUUUAGAAUUGUUAAAUAUAUAAAUAAAGUGAAUAAAGUUGAGUGUUCCGCAUGGUAG